Acanthochromis polyacanthus (spiny chromis) is the source of this 4859-nucleotide messenger RNA. It is a transcript of the gene rad54l2, whose product is annotated as RAD54 like 2. Gene Ontology annotation, molecular function: ATP hydrolysis activity; ATP binding; ATP-dependent chromatin remodeler activity. Lineage: Eukaryota; Metazoa; Chordata; Actinopteri; Pomacentridae. Gene Ontology annotation, cellular component: nucleus. The record is from RefSeq and is a predicted model, not a curated record.
CCGAAGUUGGAGUAACCUCUACGGGGACGUUAUUUAUGGUCACACUGGAAAAAAUUGGAAAUUAGCAGCGUUUAUCUGUUCAUUUACACAGUCACAGUACUUAUUGGUUGCAUGAGAGUUACAUGCACUAACAGCCGGACUUCUUGAGCAGUUCGGUGUCCGCCUGUUCACGGGCUCCUGAUGAAGGUGUGUAGGUAAUACUUUGAGAGCCCCCUAAGACGCCAUGUCUGAAGAGGCAAUUUCAGAGAGUGACCUGGAGGCUAGCCUUAACAGUGAAGAGGAAUACUUGGAAAAUGAAGAAGAAGAAGACAAUGAAGACACAGAGGAAGAUGAGGAUGAAAAUGACGGAGAUGAUGAAGAUGAUGAUGUCGACCGACCUGAGAGUGCCCAGAGUCGAACAGACAUGGCUCAGGAUGGCAGGGACUCCACCUCAGCUACCUCCGGAGAGCCUUCCUCUGAGCCUCCAUCUCAGCCUGCGUCCCGCCCGUCCUCCAGGACCCCCUCCAGACCCGCCUCUCGUUCUCAACCUCCAACCAGCCCAGAGAACUCAAGCCAGAGCAAGCCACCUUCCAGCAAAGCAAAGAAACAAAAAGCCUCUAAAUUAACAAAAUCCUCCAAGUCUUCAAAAGGCUCCAAACCUUCCAAGCCAUCUAAGCCUGCACACAUGAGGAAGAAUAUCAGAAAAUUACUGAAAGAUGAUCAGCUGGAGGCUGGAACCAAGGCUGCUCAGCAGGAGGAAAUGGAGAGGCGGAAACGUCUGGAGCAGCAGAGGAAGGACUUUCCUACACAAGCUCCGGCUGUUCCAGACUCUCAGCUAGUGGACCCUGCUUCAAUUUUAGGAGAAGUCUCUCACUUGGUCCCUGGUCUCCUGCGCAAACAGGAUGUGAUCUGUCUGGACAGCAGUGGUGAAGAAGAUGAAAAAGUGGAGCCUAAGUUGCCUGCACUUGGUAUUAGAGAUGAUGUAAUUGAGCUCAGUUCUGGGGACGAAGACGCCCUGCAGAUAAGCAGCGAGUCAGCUGAUGAGGAUGCUGAUGGUGCGCCCGGCUCAGAGGAGAGCAGCGGAGCUCACAUCAACGACGCUCUGAACCUGCCCGAUGCUCAGGGUCGAGUGCUGGUUAAUAUCAAUCACCCUGCAGAGGAGAAAGACAUUUUCCUCGCCCCGCAGCUGGCCAGAGCUGUGAAACCUCACCAGGUCGGGGGAAUCCGGUUUCUCUAUGAUAACCUCAUCGAGUCUCUGGAGCGAUAUAAGACCAGCAGUGGGUUUGGCUGCAUUCUUGCUCACAGCAUGGGGUUGGGCAAGACACUACAGGUUAUUUCCUUCAUUGACAUCCUGCUGAGGAAUACCGAGGCGCACACUGUGCUGGCCAUUGUCCCUGUGAACACACUACAGAACUGGCUGACAGAGUUUAACCUCUGGCUCCCACCUCAAGAGGCCCUUUCCCCUGACACCGACCCCACACUCGUCACUGGCCGCACAUUCAGAGUUCACAUUCUCAACGACGAGCACAAAACGACACCGGCCAGAGCCAAGGUUGUGGAGGAGUGGUCCAGAGACGGAGGCGUGUUGCUGAUGGGCUAUGAGAUGUACCGCCUGCUGUCCAUGAAGAAGAGCUUCGUGAUGGGAAAGAAGAGGAAAUCAAAGAAGCCUGCUGGGCCAAUCAUCAUUGACCUGGAUGAAGAAGAUAGACAGCAGGAACUCAUGAAAGGUAUUGAAAAGGCCAUAGCACGGCCUGGCCCAGAUGUGGUCAUCUGUGACGAGGGUCAUCGCAUUAAGAACUACCACGCCAGCACAUCCCAGGCCCUAAAGAACAUCCGCUCCCGGCGCAGGGUGGUUCUCACCGGUUAUCCACUGCAGAACAACCUUAUUGAAUACUGGUGCAUGGUGGACUUUGUUAGGCCCGACUUUCUAGGCACACGGCAGGAGUUCAGCAACAUGUUUGAGCGUCCCAUUCUGAACGGUCAGUGUGUGGACAGCACACCACAAGAUGUUCGCUUGAUGCGCUACCGCAGUCAUGUGCUGCACAGCCUGCUGGAGGGUUUUGUCCAGAGACGAGGUCAUGAUGUGCUGCGAGAUCAGCUUCCAUCCAAGGAGGAGCAUGUGAUCUUGGUACGGCUCUCUCCAGUUCAGAGGGCACUGUAUACCGAGUUCAUGAAGCGCUUUAGAGAAGCAGGGAACAACGGCUGGCUCGGUCUCAACCCACUCAAAGCUUUUUGUGUGUGCUGCAAGAUCUGGAAUCACCCUGACGUCCUCUAUGAAGCCCUGCAGAAGGAGAAUCAGGCCAACGAACAGGACCUAGACUUGGAUGACAUGACUUCGGCUAGCAACCCUCGCUGCCCUGCACCCAGUGCUGGCCUCAAAGCCAAAGUAGCAGACUCAAGCAACAGCAAAGUCAAUAGCACCCCCCUGCCGCCACUUAACUCCUCUCAGGAUAGAGCCAAUCAAGUCAUCACAUAUGAAUGGGCAAAGGAUAUAAUGUCAAACUACCAGACAGGAGUUCUGGAGAACUCUGCCAAGAUGGUUCUGCUUUUCCAUUUGAUUGAUGAGAGUGUGAUGAGAAGAGAUAAGAUUUUGGUCUUUAGCCAAAGCUUGUCCACCCUGACGGUCAUUGAGGAUUUCUUAUCAAAGAGACCCAUGCCGCAAGGCGUCGCCUCCACUGACAGCCAGAACCAAAACUGGGUUCGCAACCUCAAUUACUACAGACUGGAUGGGAGUACAUCAGCCUCAGAGAGGGAACGGCUUAUCAAUCAGUUUAAUGACCCAGAGAACAGCUCAACAUGGGUCUUCCUGCUUUCUACCAGAGCGGGCUGUUUGGGGGUAAAUCUGAUCGGGGCCAAUCGCGUUGUUGUGUUUGACGCAUCCUGGAACCCCUGUCAUGAUGCCCAAGCAGUGUGUAGGGUGUACCGGUAUGGUCAGAGGAAACCCUGUUACAUUUACCGCCUCAUCUGUGACUUUACGCUGAGAAGAAGAUCUAUGAGCAGACAGGUCUCCAAGCAGGGCAUGUCAGGUAAGGUGUGUGAUGAUCUCAACCCCACGUUGCUCAACUUCACUCGUAGGGAAGUGGGUCGCUGCCUUGCCACUGGUGGAGGAGGAACCCGAAGCAGAGAAAUCUCUCUGGAGUCUCGGGGGAAAUUUGAGGAAGUGAUAUUCCAAGCUUGUCAGCUUUACCCAACUUCAUCUCCAAGGUACAGCUGCAUGAAAGGUCAACCUUUCCAACACGAGUCGCUGUGGUGGGACGGAUGGAGUCAAAACUGACUCAAGAAGCAAGAGAAUGAGAGCCGCAAAGAAGAGCUACCGAAGGAUGAGAAACGAGCUUCUGUUCCCUAUUCUCGCCCAUCGUACGCCACUUAUUACCCAGCCAGUGAUCAUGCGCUCGCAAACAUACCAGCAUUUAACCAACGCGCCUGGCGCCCGAUGACACGGCCGGAUGACAAGCCCGUGGCAAGCGUCAGGCCCAUCCAGUCGACCCCAAUCCCCAUGAUGCCUCGCCAGGUUGGCAUGGGCAUGGCUGGUUCCAGCUCUGCGGGCAGCCUCCCUGUCAACUUCCUGCAGAAAGCCGGAGUUUAUGUGCAGAGGAUAGUCACCACAACGGAUAUUGUAAUCCCAGGAGCCAACAGCACGACAGAUGUUCAAGCUCGAAUCAGCGCAGGAGAGAGCAUCCACGUUAUCAGAGGAUCCAAAGGUACCUACAUCAGGACGAAGGAUGGAAGAAUUUUCGCUAUUCGAUCUGGAAGAUCAGCAGACCAGUAAUAGGAGUUCUGCUGCUCCGAGACAGACACCCAGGGUUCCCUGAUCCAUCCAGUCAGUAACGGCUGCUCGUCCCCCUUGGAUCAACAGCAGCGCUCCCCUAACGGCGAGCAGCGUCCCUCCUCUCCCUUAAGCUCUGAGAUUCUCAGAGAGCUCAGUCGCUACACUUCCUCCACAGGUGAUGCCACUGCUGGCAUGGGGAACGAGUUGCCGUCACCGUCGGACGUUUCAUCUGGGCCAGUGGGAGACGGAGGCAGUUCACAGAACUAUCAGGCUGGUGAUCUCAGCAGGCAGCUCGGCGAAGAUCUCCUGAACUCAGCGUUAGAGAUGCGAGGGAGUAAACGCAAGAGUACUGAAAGCCAGGGCAACACUCAGACGGGAGGCAAACGUCCUUCUGCUGCCAGUCAUUUCCCUGGGCUGUCCAUGGGCUCCAGUGGACUCAGCUUUCCUCCUGUGGGUCUGAACUCUUCCUCCCUUCUGGGGAGCCUCAGUCACAUGAGUCACCCACUGCUGAUGCCUGGAAGUGGUGGAUCAUCAUUCCUUCAAACACCAGGACAAACACUGGCUGACCUGCAGAGCAUGUUCCCCUCUGCAGGAGCAGACCUACUGAGACAACCUGCCACAGGAAACGGACACCUUCCCACCCCCUCCUCAUCCUCUCUGUCCACUGUUUUCUCCUCUGCUUCCACCACCAUUCCUAUGGCAUCUACGCCCUCAGCAGCAACCUCUUCCUCCUUAACGUCAGGUUCUCUGCCUCCGUACUUGAUGAACCCCAACAUGGCCGGCUUGCUCUCAUCAAGUUUCCCUCUCAACUACAGCCAGUCAUUGCUGUCUGAGCCGAGGAUGUUCCCCACCCCUCUCCUGCCAGGGUCAGGGGGAUUCUCCGCUCCUAACUCCAGCUCUACUACAUCCAGCUUCCUGUCCCAUUUCAACAAUCCAACAUCCAGCCUGUUAGGGGCAGCUCUGACCCAACCUGACAGACAUCCAAGUACCGAGAACGGUGGUGACAGUUCUGAUGACGACGUUAUCGAAGUGACAGGACAGUAGAGUUUCAAAAAGUCCCAGAGAGGCUCUGUUACAGUCAAUCCACCAUCUAAAGCACAUUGGGAAUGGG